Molecule: messenger RNA, 4435 nt
Organism: Pseudopodoces humilis (Tibetan ground-tit)
Lineage: Eukaryota; Metazoa; Chordata; Aves; Passeriformes; Paridae
Gene: PRCP
Product: prolylcarboxypeptidase
Biological process (GO): angiogenesis involved in wound healing; negative regulation of systemic arterial blood pressure; proteolysis
Molecular function (GO): serine-type exopeptidase activity; dipeptidyl-peptidase activity
Source: RefSeq, a predicted model, not a curated record
CACUCGGGGCAGUCCCGGGCGGGGGGGCCGGGCCCCUAUAAAGCCGCGGGGCCUGUACUGCUCCUGCUCCGCCUCCCGCUCCUCCAGCUCCUGCUGCCCGCGGUGAUGCUGCGGCUCCUCCUGCUCCUGCCGCUCCUCAGCGCGGCCGGCACCCUGCCCACCCCGCUCCGCCGCCACCGGAGCGCCUCGUUGCUCGUCGGCCCCUACCUGACGCGCUACCUGAGCCAGCAGAUUGAUCACUUUGGAUUUGAUGAAAAUCGUACGUUCCAGCAGCGGUACCUGGUAGCAGAUCAGUACUGGAAGAAGGGCAAUGGACCAAUACUGUUUUAUACAGGCAAUGAAGGAGACAUCGAGUGGUUCUGCAACAACACGGGUUUUAUGUGGGAUGUGGCUGAAGAACUUAAUGCCAUGUUGGUAUUUGCUGAACAUAGAUACUAUGGAGAAUCUUUGCCCUUUGGGAAUGAGUCUUUCAGCGAUUCCAAGCAUCUCAAUUACCUGACCUCAGAACAAGCUCUGGCAGACUUUGCAGUACUUGUUGAGUACUUAAAGACAACCAUUGCAGGAGCCCAGCACAGUCCAGUCAUAGCUAUUGGAGGGUCUUAUGGAGGAAUGCUUGCAGCCUGGUUUAGGAUGAAGUAUCCCCAUGUGGUGGUUGGAGCUCUGGCAGCCUCUGCCCCAAUCUGGCAGUUUGGUGAUCUGGUUCCAUGUGGCACAUUUUUCAGCAUAGUGACCAAUGAUUUCAAAAAGAGUGGUAUGGGCUGCUCAGAGAGCAUCCGGAAUUCCUGGAAUGCUAUUAACCACCUUUCCUCAACAGAUGCAGGUUUGCAGUGGCUUUCCAACGCAUUUCAUUUGUGCAGCCCCUUAAAAACUCUUCAGGAUGCUGCUGUAUUGAAAAAUUGGCUGAGUGAAACAUGGGUAAACUUGGCUAUGGUGAAUUAUCCCUAUAAAGCUGACUUCUUACAGCCUCUGCCAGCUUGGCCUAUACAGGAAGUCUGCAAGUUCUUGAAGGAUCCAAGUCUCUCUGACAAAUUAUUGCUGCAGAAUGUUUUCCAGGCAGUAAAUUUAUAUUACAAUUAUACAGGAGAAGUCUCAUGCUUAGAUGUGUCGCAGACUGCAACAAAGAGUCUGGGUGAAAUGGGUUGGUACUACCAGGCUUGCACUGAGAUGGUGAUGCCCUUAUGCACAGAUGGUGUCCAUGACAUGUUUGAGCCUCAGAAGUGGGACUUUGAUGCACUUUCAGAAGAGUGUUACAGGAUGUGGGGAGUGAGGCCUCGCCUCUCUUGGAUCCUUUCUAUGUAUGGAGGAAAAAACAUCAGUUCACACAGCAACAUCAUCUUCAGCAAUGGUGGCCUGGAUCCGUGGUCUGCAGGUGGGGUGACCCAGAACAUCACCAAUUCCCUCGUGGCAGUUGUGAUCCCAGAUGGAGCCCAUCACCUGGACCUACGCAGCCGUAACCCUUUGGACCCCAAGUCUGUACAGCAGGCUCGAGCCAUGGAGAUCUGCCUCAUGAAGGAGUGGAUUGAAAAGGCCAGGCACAGCCACUGAAGUGGUACUGCACCAACUGUGGCCAUUACACCUCUCUUGGCCUUGCUGAGAGCAGGACCAGGCCUUGUGAUAUGGUCACUGGAGCAUUUCCCUCCUGCUUCCUCACCUGCACUGCAGUGGUCACCAUUAUCCAUGAAAGAGGCAGGCAGCAGAUGGAUGGAGAGCAUUCUCAGAUGAUAAACUCCAGUCAAAGUGCAUGGAUUGAGCUGCCUGCUCUGGUUUGCUUUCCUCUUCUGCUCUGCUCAAAUGCUGUACUUUACUACACAGUAAUGGGUUCCUGUUCUAGGCUUGUUGCCCUUCUUCUCACUGCACUGAUUAUUCCAACAGUGGAUUGCAUGGGAGUGCUGUUGAUGGUGAAACUCCUGCUGCCUCCAGUGUGGUUGAAUUUCAAACAUCCUCUGGUACUGGAGAUAAUGAGUGAACAGAAAUCACAUCUUUCUGUGAUGUUUGGUGGAGAGGUAGGCAAGGCCUGGGUAAACUGGCUGUACUGUUUGUAAGGAAACUAAACAGCCCUUACCCUUUUGGAAUCAGUGUUGGAGAAUAAAUAAAUAUACAACUUUUUUUCUACCUAGUUUUCCAGAAGCUUAUUAAUUGGCACAUUUUUGUAUUCUGUGCUGUACUGAAUGGUCAGGGCUGGGCCCAGACUCACUCUGCUGAUAACUGGCUGAGCAUGCAGAAUCUGCAUCAGGAUUCUAUUUCUUCUUUUGCUAUGAGUCCUAAUUCUGAGAUACCUGUCAAUAUCUGUGAUGAUGGUUACCAAAGAAAACUGAGCGUAUUUUGUGUGUGUGUAUGUUUGUACCCCUCACAAACACAUAGCUUUUUAAAAUCAGAAAGCUUUUGAAGCUAUUCCCUUGAAGAGCAAAUGUGACACUUGUGCUGGCUACAUCUUAUGAAGUGACAAAUAAUUGGGGCUGUGCCUUGUGUGGGUUCUUCCCUCCCUUCCAUUCUGUGUAUUGUUCAAAUUCUGCAUGAUCUGUUUGCUGAUGGCUCUUCAAUAAAAGCCUUUUAAAAAAGAAAAUGUUUGCUGGACAAACUAUUGAAAACACAGAAUGCAGCUAUUCCCUUGGAUCAGCCUAAAGUCUGAUGCUGAGCUCACCAAGCCAGGUGCACUGGGCUUUCUGUAAGGCUUCCAAACCAGACAAACUGCCCUGAUUCAUGAGACAGCAUAUUUGACAUUAAUAAAUGGCUGGGGCAGUCCCCUUGUUUUCCAGCUUUGACUUCAUUCACACUGCAGUCCUUCUUCAGAAAGGAUUCUUUGCAGUUUAAAGGACAACUCAAUUUUAGAAUGACUCAGGCAAGCCUUCAUGUCCCCAGACUCUUAAAAUUCCAUCUCUGUUGAAAAGUUCUCCCAGCUUUGAUGAUAUGCCUGAUAGUUGAGUAUUUUCCUAAGAUCCCAGGUGGCCUUUUCUGUUUCCAGUCUCCUCCUGUCCUCUGGGAACAAAGAGAACCCAACACUGAAUUUUUAUCUUUUCAAACACUCCUGUGUAUCUUCUUUCCAACAGAUUGUCUUUUUCCUCAUCUAGUGUUAAACAUGGCAUUUAUGUUCAGACUCUGCAGUCUGAACAUCUUAUACUUUUGAGCAAGGUAAUUUCUUAGAUACUCCAGAGAACAAGGCCAGGUAAGAACUACAGGGUUAAAGGGUGUAGGAUUUGCCUGAAACCUGUUGACUGAAAACUGUUGGUGUUUGUUUUCCAAUAGUUCCAGUUUUUGCUGUAAAUACACUCUAGACUCUCACUCAUGGACUUUAUAACAUGUCCUUUAUUCUUUUGAAAUCAGUAAAAUCUAUUGUUUUUUAAUCAAUUGUGUUACAGCAAAGUUUUUAGGAAUACAGUCGUGUCUUCUUACACAUUAAUUGAUGUGUGGCAAUGUCCUGGUUUACUGCAGGGCAUGGAAUGAAACCUGUAAGAGUUAAUAUAAAUUUGGGGAUCAAAAAUUAUUUAAUUGAGCAAGCAAGAUCCUGGUGCAAUUGCUCUGAUUAGCCCACUGAUUGCUCAGGGUGCUACUCCAAGUGAAAAUUUUGGGAUAAGCAUUUACAUAAAGAUGUGAACAGCCGAAAUUAACAGCUACUCUAUAUUAUUAGUCAGCUUGUGUCUCCUCUCUCUCCCUUGCUAGUGAACUUACUGUCUCAGGAAACAGCUGCUGCUUUGUUGUAUGGAAAACACUUUUUAAUUUCAAGCAGCAAUUUCAUUCUUCUUUCUCUUUUCAUUCGUUUCAUUAGCAAAAAAAAAGUUACUUUCAGCAACAUUUAGGGUAACAUGCAAUUUCUCAACUUCAAGUUUUGUGAAAAGACACUUAAAAAAUAUUUUCAGAGGAAUUUUGUUUGUGUUUUUUGUUUAUUUGGGGGAGGGGGGAUGUUAAUAAUCUUACUAUUCCAUACAGUUUCUUUCUGUGAGACUGAUUCAAGUGUACUUUGGAUCAGGUUCUUAUUGGUUGGACCAGCUUAUGAAUUAUGUGACUUGUUUUUAUGGUAUUUUUGAUUUUACUUUUUUUCUCGUCAAGCUGAGUAGUCAAAACUUUAGGUCUUAUUUAUCUCAAACAUUCAGACUUCAUCUUAUGAUCCAUGUACACAUCUGUGAAUGUUACAGAGGGACUGUCUUGUGGUUUGGCUACCUCAUCUAAAUGUUGGCUCUCCUGUGUGUUUCAUACAGGAGAGAAUGAGUUGGGCCAUAACAAAUGGUUGAUUUGUCUUUUCAGGCAUAUGGUGAUGGGCCAUACUUCAUCUCAGGCUUAUGUGGGUCCUUGUCUUGUGUUAGAAAUUACAGGAAUUGAAGACUGUAUGUUUCCUACUCACUGGGGAAAAUGCAGAGAGAAAAAGAGUUAAUAUUUUCCCCAAAGCAUGAAUCUUAUUGGUGAGCCUGCAGUUUGCAUCAAUAAAAAUGCAUUAAAAUAA